AUGUGUUAUUUGCCGUUUGGUGAAGGACCAAGACAUUGCAUAGGGCGUCGCUUUGCCGAACAAAAUUUACGCUCUGCUCUGGCAGCGAUCGUAUUUAAUUUUGAGCUCCGUCCAAAGCCGAAUGCUCCUUUGCCUUCUGAAACUGAACCCGAAAAGAAAGGAAUGUUCCUUAUGCCCGGACAACAUCUUUACUUGAAGUUUAUACCGAGACACGCACUCAACCAAUAA
Molecule: messenger RNA, 228 nt
Organism: Parnassius mnemosyne (clouded apollo)
Lineage: Eukaryota; Metazoa; Arthropoda; Insecta; Lepidoptera; Papilionidae
Source: the annotation of a GenBank genome assembly